Messenger RNA from Erigeron canadensis, 1424 nucleotides. RefSeq names its product flowering time control protein FCA. The coding region runs from base 122 to 1294 and encodes 390 amino acids. The record is from RefSeq and is a predicted model, not a curated record. NCBI's taxonomy places the organism in Eukaryota, Viridiplantae, Streptophyta, Magnoliopsida, Asterales, Asteraceae. Gene Ontology annotation, molecular function: protein binding; mRNA binding. The transcript is spliced from 12 exons. Gene Ontology annotation, cellular component: nucleus; cytoplasm; ribonucleoprotein complex.
ACAGUAACAAACACUCUUCAGUCUUUAGUCCCCCCAAAAAAUAAAAAAAUAAAAAAAAAUUAAUGUGAGUAAAAAUCUGAUUACUUAUCAAAAUAUAUACAUAUAGGGUUUCUAUUACUAUAUGGAUGGAUAUAUGGAUUGGGAUUACAAUUCUUCUUGGUCAAAUGACUAUCCUCCACCUUACUACGACGACGACGGCGGCAGCCACUUUAAUCACGGCGGUGGUGGAUUCUAUAACGGCGGACACUACAAUCACCACCACGGCAGAUACUACAAUAACCACUUUCAAGACUAUGGUCCCGAACCACCCGAUUCAUUUGGAUACAACAAUGGACCACCAUUUAAUGGACGAAAAAGACAAUUCUACCAUGGACCUUCUGAAUACUUUGAUGGUGGGAAUUGUGCGAAGCUUUAUGUAAGUAAUGUUCCAAAAGAAGUCAAUGUGGAAGAUAUUCAUUCCUUAUUUGGUGAACAUGGAAAUAUCAUUGAGGUUAUUCUGUUUAAGCAUUUACCAAAUCUUCAACAUCGAGAUGGCUGUUUUGUAAAAUUUUCAAAUAUUGAGGAGGCUGACAUGGCUAUAUGGUCAUUAAAUGGUCAGUAUACCUUUCCAGGGAGAAUGCAUCCCAUCGAAGUUAAAUAUGCUGCGAAAAAACCAGAACGCCCAGGUCCAGGGUGGUUUAAGACGCAUGAAAGCAAAGUGGCUGCUGGUUUCUCGAAGACAUAUGAGAACAAAUUGUUUGCUGGUCCCUUGAACAAGCUUGCAUCGAAAGCAGAAAUUGCAGAUAUAUUUCUCCCUUAUGGAUACGUUGAAGAUGUCUAUAUAAUUCUUGAUGAGCACAGGCGCAGCCGUGGUAUGGGAUUCAUCACUUUCACUCAUAGAGAUAUGGCAGCGGCUGCUAUCGAUGGUCUAAAUGGAAAAUAUGUGAUGGAAGGUUGUGAUCAUCCUAUGACUGUCCGGUAUGCAGAACCAAAGAAGCCUAAAUUUGGGGACAACAGAUUUGAACCACACUUCGGUGACCGAGCUGCUCAAUUCUCUCCACAUAGUCGUUCACUUAUGUCCUCACAAGCUGGAAGCGAGGCUCCAUCAGUUUCUAGCAAUGGUUCCAUUCCAAGAGGGGAGACAGCUGAUCCACCCGAAUGUGAUUGGAGUGAGCAUAUAUGUCCUGAUGGCAAUGCAUACUACUAUAAUUGUGUUACAUGUGAAAGCCUUUGGGAGAAACCAAAGGAAUACAGUUUCUAUGAGCAACAACUUGAAAACUACAAUGAUGAUCCGCAGUAUAAUUCUCAUUGGUAGCAGCAUAGGCACUAAUUAUACAAAUUUAGUUUAUUCAAGAAAGAUUAGUAUAUUGCUAGUACUAGGUAUAAUGUGAAGUAUGGAUUGGAAAGUUGAUUUAAUUAAGAAAUGAAUAUGUUUGGUUUGCACA